Messenger RNA from Pisolithus orientalis, 1069 nucleotides. RefSeq lists its product as uncharacterized. The record is from RefSeq and is a predicted model, not a curated record. Lineage: Eukaryota; Fungi; Basidiomycota; Agaricomycetes; Boletales; Pisolithaceae. The coding region runs from base 55 to 957 and encodes 300 amino acids. The transcript has 4 exons.
GUGGCGACCUCGAAAACUACUUAUGAUGGCACUGACGAAUUUAAAGUUGUCGGCAUGGUCUUGCCCAUCGCUGCAGCGAUCGUCACGUCAUUCCGUUUGUUCGUGCGGACGCGACAACGCCGCCUCUGGCUAGACGAUGCAUGGGCAGCCCUUGCCAUGAUAUUCAAUAUUGGUUUUUUGAUAGUACUCUGGUUGUAUUUGCACAACUACGGUGAUAGCGAUGGCCUUAGGUCGUCCAGGAUCUCAAUUUUAUUCACGGUCGUGCGACUGACAUUUCCCGGAUCGCUAAGAAGAUGGCUAGUACGCACCGCCGUUGCAUUUAUAGUUACAUGGAUGAUCCUUUUCGCGCAAAUCUUUUGGGUCUGUGAAGCAGAAAGUGGUUGGAAAACGCGAUCACGUCUUCAGUGUGAUCUAGGUAGGGACGUUGCCAUUGCACUGAUAAUUACCGAUGUGCUCAGUGACACAAUCCUAAUACUAGCACCGAUCCGUCUGAUUUACAGAGUCAGACUCACAAAGGCUGAAAAAAUCCGACUUCUGUCUAUUUUUUCGACGUCUAGUGCAACCACCAUAGUCAGCCUAGCCCACGCAUAUUACGUGCUUUCUGAUGGUGGGCUGAAAGAAGUGAUAGCUGCUGCGGUUGAGGUAUCAGUUAGCUUGAUUGUGGCGAACUUGAACGUAGUUGUCGCUUUCCUCUUCCAUAUCAGCACCGAAGAACAAGCAACCCCUGCUCCACUGGAGCUUUCGUCUAUAAUCACCAUCGGCUCACAGUCAACUCGGAAAAGAGUACAGUGCGAUCCUCUCUCACUGUCAACGAUGGAGGCUGCGAUUGAGAUCCAGACGAUAAAACUGGAUGAUUUCAAUGUGUCUCCCGAGCAGGCGGCGGGAAGAGAUGAUAAACAUACCGAAGUUGCAUCCCUUGAAACGCUGGUUGAACCAGGCCUAUUCUACGUCGCUUGAUGUGUUUGAUACACCUUCACCUGUGCCCUUAUGGUACUUGUCAUUCUCUUUUCCGUUAAUGCUUGAACGAUAUUCCCGUCCCAAGUGACCACACCCUCCAGUUACAUAGGCU